GGACAACCUUGAAGCGAAAAAAGGCGUAAACCGAAAAAUAAUGAAAUUGGCUAUUGUGAUUAUAUUGCUUGCAUUCUUAAAUCUAAGUUUGGUGGUUACAUUCUAUUUACUGAAAUUAAGUCAUAUAAGACAUUGUCCUUGGAUCUUGGUGAAUAUAAAGGGACAAGGAUGGGUGUUGGGAAGCUAUGACUUUACAGCAUGGAGUAAACAAAGAUUUAUGCAAUUCCGCGGCAUACCAUAUGCUGAAGCACCUAGUGGGCCAAAGAGAUUUAAGGCUCCGGUACCAAAACGCCCUUGGACAAGUUUCUUUGAUGCCACAAAAUAUGGCCGUAGUUGUCCAGCUCUUCGUAGUAUUCCCCAGCCUUUGGGCAAAGGAGAUCUUGAAGAUUGUCUUAACCUAUGUGUGUACACCAAAAAGCUCAAUGUUAAACGUCCCGUUAUGUUUUAUGUAUAUGGUGGUGGAUUUUAUAAUGGCACUGCCUCCGAUUUUCCACCAAACUUCUUAAUCGAAAAAGAUAUUGUACUGGUAGUACCAAAUUUCAGAAUUGGUUUGUUGGGAUGGGCUUUUACCAAGUCCAAAGAAUUGCCUGGAAAUAUGGCAUUGUUAGAUUUGCAAAUAGCCUUGGUAUGGAUUGAACAAAAUAUAGCAACAUUUGGCGGUGAUCCCCAUACUAUUACUAUAAUGGGUCAAAGUGGAGGAGCUUGCAUGGCAGGAGCAUUAAUGUUAAGUCCCCUGACAAAUUUAAACCAUAUCAAACGUUUUAUCAUUAUGUCCGGGUCAGUGCUUAGCAACUGGGCUAUCAAUAGGAAUUAUCGCCAACAAAUCGAGCGUAUCUGUGGCAACUUGAAUUGUAGCUUUUGUAGUGAUGACAAAUAUUUAGCAAGUUGCUUAAAUAGUGCUGGAGUAAAACAUAUUUUGGAAGCUAGUAAAAAUGAAUUUUUCUCUCCUGUAGUGGAUGACCUCUAUGGAGUAAUACCCAAAGAACCCCUUGCUCUUAUGAAAGAUUUCACGCAACCAAUAUCAGUUUUGACUGGAUUUACAAAACAUGACGGUUCUUUUGCUGUUGCUAUACAUUAUGAUGAGGUACACAAAACUCAAUUGAAUGUCUCCGAUAUGAGAGUACAAGAAUUUGCAGAAGGUUUAGUGAAUAUAAUAAAUAAUCAAGUUCGAUUGUCGGAAAAUGUUUCAAAACUUUUGUUUUCACCGCAACUUUUGAGCAGCCACAAUCACAAAAUGGCUAUUCCGGCUUAUAUUGAUCUGGCUAGCAUUGAGUUUAUGAAAUAUCCAGUCUUACUUUUUGCCCAUCAUUUACUUGAGAAAGGAUUGGCGCCUGUUUACCUCUAUACUUUGGACUACGAAGGACAACAUACCCGAUUUGGUUAUGGCUUUUCUACAGAGCAUUACCCGUUUAAUGGGGGAGUGCAUCAUUCCGAUGAUAAUUUAUAUUUAUUCUCAACUCACUCGCUCAAUAAAAGGGAUACAAAGGUUUCUCAGAAUAUGGUAGAACUUUGGACAUCUUUUGCAAUAACUGGCAUCCCAAAACUACAUUGUGGUCCAAAAAUCGUCUCAAUGCAGGAUGAUUUGGGACCCUACAUUUCCAUAAAUCAAAAAAUAAUAAUAAAAUCGAAUGUCUCCAAAGAACUAACGGUUGCCACUAAAGACCCUUGCAAACACAAGCUUAUACGGUCUAAUAAACGUUUUUUGAAUUUCAAAUCUCCUAAGUGCUUUUAAAACGUACCUUGCCAUUCAGCUCUUCAUUUGGCUGCGCAUUUGCCACUAUGCCGGAACAAUAGCGAUCUAUAUUUUUGCCACAGUGUAGCUGCAGUGUUGGAUUAAAACGAAAGUCGGUAUUUUGUUCAAUCAUGCGAUUGACCACAACUAAAUGACAACGAGGGUCAAAGGCUGGAUCAUCUUUGUACACCUUUAAGCAAUCCAAUAGGCGCAUGGGAUCCUCUUUGGAGCAAUAUUUGUACGUCAUUUCUUUGCAAGUAUUGACUAGGGUAUAAUCAGUGGCACUAUCUCCAAGUUCGGAUUUCUUGACAAGAAAUAUGGCAUGAUGACAAUCACUACCCAGGCGAGGAGUAUUCAAGGCCAGACAUUCCAAAGCCUGUUAAAAAUAGAUAACGAACUUAUUAAUAACAAUAAUAGAUGAUGAUUUGGUUAAACAACAACUGAA
This is a messenger RNA of Stomoxys calcitrans (stable fly), 2177 nucleotides long. Its product is annotated as esterase FE4. The record is from RefSeq and is a predicted model, not a curated record. The coding region runs from base 41 to 1732 and encodes 563 amino acids. Lineage: Eukaryota; Metazoa; Arthropoda; Insecta; Diptera; Muscidae. The transcript has 7 exons.